Molecule: messenger RNA, 1567 nt
Organism: Triticum aestivum (bread wheat)
Lineage: Eukaryota; Viridiplantae; Streptophyta; Magnoliopsida; Poales; Poaceae
Product: cyclin-D5-2-like
Exons: 8
Coding region: 1-1419 (472 amino acids)
Source: RefSeq, a predicted model, not a curated record
AUGGCUUUUGCUGGAACUAGAGAAAAGCUGCAAAACCUCAGCGACCAUGCAACCAUGGUUCCCACGAGCUACGACGGUGCUGAAUGGCGGCAUGCUUCUAGCAGCGUGGUGAGCUACAACCAUUUCGUCUGCGGGAUCCCGCCGGAGUUCGGCGGUAUUCCCGUGGCUGUCAGCCUUGACCUCCGGGGGAACGACCUCGCCGGCGUGAUCCCGCAGAGAUCGAGUGCGCCGGAGAGAGGGAAGAAUCCCGCAGACGAACCGUGGAAUGAACCCUGGUGCAGCGGCGCAGGUUGGAAGGCCGCCGAAGCGUCGGUCGUCGCCCACGGUGCCGAUUCUGGCCGUCAUUGUGGUGGCGGCCAUCGUUGCCGGGCUAGUGCUGCAGUGGCAGUGCCGGAGGACUGCUCGUCGGCCGCUUCCGAGGACUGGUUCCGGCAGGCGCGCCUCGCCGCCGUCAAAUGGAUCCUUGAAACACGGGGCUGCUUCGGGUUCGGCCACCGCACGGCGUACCUGGCCAUCGCCUACUUCGACCGCUUCUUCCUCCGGCGACGUGUCGAUAGGGCGGCCAUGCCGUGGGCGGCGCGCCUCCUGUCCGUGGCCUGCGUCUCCGUGGCGGCCAAGAUGGAGGAGUACUGCGCGCCGGCGCUGUCGAAGCUCGACGCCGGCGGCGGCUACGAGUUCUGCUCCGCCUCCGUCCGCCGGAUGGAGCUGCUCGUGCUGUCCACGCUCGGUUGGCGCAUGGCCGCCGUUACGCCGUUCGACUACCUCCCUUGCUUCUCCUCCCGGCUCGACCGGCACGACGGCCGCGGCGGCGGCGGGCAUGACCCCGCCCGCGUCGCCCUCAAGUCCAUCGGCUCCAUCUUUGCCACAGCCGAAGCCGGCAGUGUGCUGGAUUACAGGCCAUCUACUGUGGCUGCAGCUGCAAUCUUGGCUGCAUCCUAUGAAGCUCUACUGACCAAAGAAGCACUGGAGUCCAAGAUGGACAAUCUAUCUCCAUCAUGCCCCAUUGAGAAGGAGCAUGUACAUGCCUGCUACAGCAUGAUGGUUGGCGACUUGAAAAGCAGAAUGAGCCAUGGCAAGAGAUCAUUGCCAUGUCCAGACUCCAAUGAAGUUGCCACCAGUACAUAUGAUUCUGUUCUUGUUGAUGAUGUUGCCGACACCGCCGCCUUCAUCGCAGCUGUGUCGGAGAUGAACAAGCAGAUCAGACUGGCAGCUGGAUGGCGGCAUCGUGUACAGGGUCGUCCCCGGCCGCGGCACCGACGUAGCCGCCGCCGUCUCAGUGAGCCCAACGACGGCGAUGGCACUGAGUCCGGGUGGCGCCGGCGCCGUGCCUUUGAGGCCGAGGCUGCACCCAUUGCCUAUGUUGCCACUACCGAGCACGGAGACGCGGCCACAGCCUUGCAUCCGCAGAAGAGAUGGUAGCGUCCAGCGGGAUUCCUCGUCGUAUUCCGUGGCUGGUGUUCAUCACUUGGUGGAGGCUCGGGACAGAGUAGCGCCGCCCGCUGCAGCUCGACGGGUGGCACAACAAUGAACGAGAGACCAUGAGAACACUGAUGAGGCCAUGGAGUGG